Guillardia theta CCMP2712 is the source of this 1233-nucleotide messenger RNA. RefSeq lists its product as hypothetical. The annotation marks the transcript as partial. Gene Ontology annotation, molecular function: transmembrane transporter activity. The record is from RefSeq and is a predicted model, not a curated record. Gene Ontology annotation, cellular component: membrane. The transcript is spliced from 3 exons. Lineage: Eukaryota; Cryptophyceae; Pyrenomonadales; Geminigeraceae. Gene Ontology annotation, biological process: transmembrane transport.
GGUGACCGGCGCUCGCUCAGCUUCCUCAACCUCAUCGGCAUCAUGUACUUUGCGGUCUCUGGAGGGCCGGAAGGGACGGAGGGGAUCAUCUCAGCUGGGGGGCCCAAGUUCGCCCUGCUGGGGAUAGCAGCGACCUCCGUCCUCUGGAGCAUGCCUAUCGCGCUGCUGUCGGCCGAGAUGGUCACGGCGGUGCCGCAGAAUGGCGGGCCCAUGGUGUGGUCGAGAGCAGCAUUCGGAGCAGGGACGGCGAUGGGAGACUUCGUGGCCUUCCUGGCUGGCUGGCUGUCGUUCCUAUUCACUGCCGUUGACGCUGCCUUGUACCCGAGCAUGUUCAUGAGCUACUUGGUGGCAGGUACGGGGAUCGCCCUGACCCCGGUCCACAUCACCUUCGGCAAGCUGCUGUUCGUUGCUGCGCUCACAGCUCACAACGUAGCUGGAGUCGAGUCCGUGGGAGCCAGCUCCUCGGUCAUGAUCAUCGCCUUGCUCGCUCCCUUCGUCGCCUUCAUAUUCGUUGCCUUCACGGGAGUGGCUGGAUGGGCUUUCAGCCCUGGGAACUGGCUCGUUGGAGCUCUCACCCCCUCCUCUGCCGUCGACUACACCGUGCUCCUCCUCUGGAAUAUGGGGAUGUGGGAGUCUGCAGCCUCCUGCGCAGGAGAGGUCCAGAACCCUUCCAAGACCUUUCCUCGAGCCCUGGCUGCUGUUCUCUUCCUAGUUGUCCUCAACUACGCCUUGCCCAUCAUGGCCUUUACAGGGGUGGACGACAAUUAUGACAAGUACGUCAACGGAUACUACGUCAAGAUCGCAACGCAGGUAGGCGGCAAGGCGUUCGGCUCGGCGCUGGCGCUAGGGCAGUGUAUCAGCACGAUCGGGCUGUUCAGCAACAGUGUGGUGAAGAAUUCUUAUCUGCUGUGUGGGAUGGGAGAGCAGACUCUCCUCCCCAAGCUCUUUUCCGAUCGAUGGUCUGUUACCAACGCCCCCAUCUUCUCCAUCGCUGCCUCCUCCCUGGUCACAGUGAUCAUGGUCAUGCUGGAUAGCUUUUCUGUCGUACUGAGCAUCGACAUGAUGUUGUACUCCAUGGUGUUGAUGAUAGAAAUUGCAGCGUUCAUCAAACUCCGAUAUUCUUUCCCCGACUUGCAAAGAGGGUACAAGAUUCCCAUCAGCGGGCCUUGGCUCUUCAUCUUCUUCACCCCCGUCAUUGCCUUCGGUAUUCUUCUCAUCUGCACAACGAGCCUC